GUGUCCGUUUUCUUUCUCACUAUCGCUUGGUUUGGGGAUUCCGUUAAUAUAACGUAAAGCCACUGUUCUCUCUCAGCUGCAAGCCUUUUGUUACUUUCGCUCCAACUCGUUACCUUCGUUACACCCGGCACCCGGUUGCUUUGACGUAUUAUCACCGCAACUUGCAGAGCCAUUUUAAAACUUUGUUUUCGUCACUUUUCGGCUGCUACUGUAAAUAGCGCGCCAUGUCAGGAUACCUCAUUGCCGUAUGGGACUAUACCGCCGAAGGCGAAUUUGAGCUCUCUUUUAAGCAGGGCGACCGUAUCAAACUGUUGGAGAAACAUAACGAUGACUGGUGGGAAGGAGAACUCAACGACGAAAUCGGUUUCUUUCCUGCCAAUCGCAUUCGUCUAGAAACCGAAGCGGAGCAACAACAACAAAAUGCAAAUACCGUCAUGACUGGGCGACCGUCGAGUGGAAUAGAGCAUAUUCACAGAGAUACGCCUCCGCCUGUACUUCCUGCUCGUCCAGCCGAUACGAUGAUCGGUUCAUCCUUUCCUCAUACUAACGAUAACUUGUCAGCCAAUCACCGACAGGCCCACCUUUUUGACUACCCCGAUGAAUCACCAUCCCAUUUUCUUGAUACACUUACGUCUCCUCCGGCCGACGAGGUUUCACUGACCUCACCUCAGGACACAUCUCACGGACCUUGUCCGUUGAACCUUUCACCACCCCGGGAAACCCCGCCAUCGUUUAUUUCUCUUCCCGAACAACGACCUGCCGGUGAACCGAAUAUUCACCUGGCUCAAUCGCUCGUGGAACGAUCCAUGUCAGAUCCUACCGAUCAAACCUCCCAUGAAGCUCUGCUUGUCGAUAUCUCAGACGAACCUCCCCGGUCCAAAACAUCUAUUCCUGAUGCGUUGCCAGACGGAUGGCAGCAUGCCUACGAUAACGAUGGAACGAUCUACUAUUUUAACGAACAAACGGGGGAAUCGCGUUGGGAUCGGCCGCAUGCUUUGGAAGCGGUACGAUCGCCGAUGAGCGACAAAAGUCCCUUGGGCGAUGACCUCUUGACAAAUUUUGGCAAUCUCAUGAUGUCGCCACCGGAAAUGCAAGAAGACGCAGAUCAAACCACCGAUCUUGCCAAUAGUUUACAGAAACUGAAUGCUGCGGAAUUAAAACAACUGGAACUCGAUCAUUUGCAUUCGGAGUGGAUUCGACAACAAGGAUUUGUGCAAAUGAAAAUGAUUGCUGAAAAAGGCGAUGGUGAAAAACUGAGUUCCUGGAAAAUGUACUAUGCCGUUCUAUCUAGCGGCUUUUUGAUCUUUUACAAAGAAGGACCAUCUAAAAACAGGAAAUCGUCCAAACCGCUUCUUCCAGUUGGAAGUUUUGACCUUGAUGCUUGUCAGAUUGAUCCUGCCGGAAAACAUGAUACCAGACGCAAAUAUGUAUUUUUAAUCACUACACCCCGCAAAGUGAAGAUAUACAUCCAAACCGCAAACGAGAAAGAGUUCUCGUCUUGGCUCGAUGCCAUCAUGCGUGAACUCAUUGCACGCAAAGAAGGUCAAAAUCAGAAUACAGAAAUUUUGCAGUUGCUGAAACGAUUAACCUAUGACUCGCAACAAAUGAAAGUGAACCGAAAAUACGCAGGCGUAAAGAAAGAUCAAGAAGAUCGCGAUCGAAAAUUGCGGUCUUCUGUGGAUAAAACGGAUGGCAAGCCCAAGAUGCUCGGUCACUGGUUUAACAAAUCUGGCGGUGGCAAGGCUGAUGUCAAACCACGUAUACAGCCUGUUCGUGGACAAGCCGUGUCAUCUGCAGAGAAUGAUGUAUUUGGUGGCUAUCUUCAUCUUGAAUCGGACGGACGCAUACCACGCAUCAUCCAACUAUGCAUUCAGGAGGUCGAAGCACGAGGGCUUGAAUCCGUUGGGAUUUAUCGAUUGUCAGGACCCAGUUCCGCCAUUCAAAAAUACCGUCAGGCUUUCAAUCGUCAUGAGCCUGUGUCUCUCGUGGACGAACCUGACAUCAACGUGGCCACAGGGUUACUCAAAUUGUAUUUCCGUGAACUGCGGAAUCCGUUACUGACAUUUGAAUACUACGAUUGGUUUAUUGAAGCAGCGAGGAUACCGGAUUACGAUGAACGGAUGUUCCGCAUAAAAUCCAUCAUCCACGUAUUACCGAAAGACAAUUACAUCGUCCUCGAAUACCUUAUGCGACAUUUGAACCUCGUAGCGUCUUACAGCGAUAUCAACAAGAUGGAAACAUCCAAUCUGGCGCUCAUUUUUUCCGUAGGAUUAUUGCGAUCAUGCGGGGAAGAUCUCAGCAGUAUCAUGCACACCGAUUUACAAAGUAAAGUCGUUGAAGCCAUUAUUCAACAAGUAGACUGGUUCUUUGAAUUAGAUCAAGAACCCCAAGAAUCACAGGAACACCACGAAUAAAAAGAAAUACGAGAAAAAAGAAAAGGAUAACCCGUUGCAUAUUACUCCUGAAGCACACCUUUCCAAAAUGUGUCACUAUGGGGAAUCUGAAUCUUUCAAGUUCUCUUUACUUUGCUUUGAUGUGAUUCCAUCAAAAAGAG
This is a messenger RNA of Radiomyces spectabilis, 2554 nucleotides long. RefSeq lists its product as uncharacterized. Gene Ontology annotation, molecular function: protein binding. NCBI's taxonomy places the organism in Eukaryota, Fungi, Mucoromycota, Mucoromycetes, Mucorales, Radiomycetaceae. Gene Ontology annotation, biological process: regulation of GTPase activity; signal transduction. The record is from RefSeq and is a predicted model, not a curated record. The coding region runs from base 225 to 2414 and encodes 729 amino acids. Gene Ontology annotation, cellular component: cytoplasm. The transcript has 14 exons.